GUCGGCGCUUAACGCCCUUCGCUGGCGCGUGCGGGGCCAAAUGGUUGCGACCGGCGACUCGGCGCGGCGAUGCGCGCGCGUCGACGGCGUUUAUUCUACCCCGGGCGUCGACGGCGUUUAGUCUACGACGGCCCUCGAGGCCCGCGUCGAUGGCGCGCUCUCCGCGCGGCUAUUUUACCGCUGCGGGUGGUCAGGCGUGUUCCGGUCAGCAGCCGUGCGCAAGUCGGAGGCGCUUCGGCGUCGACGCGCAGCCUUGCGUGGCUCGAGGGCUUUCUCAGAUCCAAGCGCUGUGGGUAUGAGGAGCCAGCCGCUCGGUGCCGUCGUCGGCACUUUUUUUUCCGCUAGCGUUGUAAACACACUAGCAAGCACUUCAGCCGACAAAACUCGUCCCAGCGGCUCGCAUAGUUGCGUUGAGCCUACGUUAACUAUUGCAUUCGACUGAUUAUUGAGUUGGCUUGCGCCAACGAAGCGCUGCGCGGGAACCUGUUCGCAUCAGCAAAGCACCAGGGCUUGUGCUGGCAGUGACGGCUCGCAGCAGCGCGUAAGGCGAACGCGACGAAGACUGAUUCAUCCAGCACCCACAUUGCUGAUCAGUGCUGCCACACGCGCUGCUGCUGAAGCCAAUGAUGCUGCGCCGCGCGCUAGCCCAAAGCCUGCGCCGCAGCAGCACGGCACCACCGGAACAAAAACAACAGAGACCCGUCGUAAAACAACUGCUAAACGCCAUCCGCAAGACGCCCUGGUGGGCCGGCGGCGACGUCGAGCGGAACCGCACGCUCUUCGAGGAGCUGAUGGAACGGGGCAACGCGCGCUGCCCCCAUUUAGGGAGCACGCACGAGGCGACGACGACGGACUAUGGUGGAGUGCGCAUCGCGCCUAGAGAUAGUGAAUCGAAGGCCACUAUUUGUUUUGUCCACGGCGGCGGUUUCUUUGCGGGCAGCCCGCACGCGUAUCGCGGAGCCGUCGCUUCGCUGAUCGCGCGCGUGCCCGGUGGGUGUACGGCUUUAUUGCCGAAAUAUAGAAGAGCGCCCGAGUUCACUAUUGCUGAUGCAGUAAACGACGUCGUCGGGCAGUACAAUGAACUGACCGGUCCGAUCGUGCUAGCUGGUGAUUCCGCCGGCGCUUACUUAGCACUAAGGGCGGCGCAACAACUCUCAAGUAAACCAGCGGGCGUGCUGCUCUGGUGCCCCUACCUGCUGCAUCACCCGACGAAGGAUGUGCAACGGUCAUUAUCUUCGGACGGCGAUUUUCUGGACGUUUCGUCGUUACAACCGGCAAGACACGUGAACGACGAACAAAAUGACGCGCGCCACGCCUUCGCUCUGACCGCGUCCGGCGUCGACGAUAUGAUGAUACUAAGUGGAGAGCAGGAAACGUUGCAUGUUGAUGCCUUGACGCUAGCACUAACAGCGAAAGCCUCCGGCACAGAAGUCACACACAAAACCUACGAGGAGAUGUUCCACGACUUUAUGCUCUUCCCCAAGUUCCUCAGGUGCUGACGCAGCGUCCGUCGCGAUGCCGCAUCGCUCGCGAGUGCACGGAGACAGUUUCGCGACGGUGUCCGUGCCACACAGGGAGGCCGAGGACGCCCUCUCAGAAUCUGCGCAAUACAUCGCACAACGGUGCGACCCUGUCGUAGAAUCGGAAGUCGAUCGGUUACGGCGGGAGCUCGCGGAGGCCCUUCAAGAGGAGGACGUGGAGGAGCCUUCAGAAGCCACUUCAGACGACAUCGAGGACUGGGCUAAAAGGGUGAGUCGUUUCGUGGGCGUGGCCUGGGAUGAAAAAAGGAGGAAGUGGAAAGUCACUCUCAACGAGUUAGAUGGCAAGGAUCGAACCAUAGGUCGGUACGACGACGAGCGCGAGGCGGCCUACGCGCGUAACAAGGCGGUGCUCGACGCGGGCCUGGAGGGUAGACGUCGGAUGAAUGCGGUGGACGAGCAUGGUGUGCUCGUGCCGCCGGGCGCGCCGCAUCGGCGGGCCAAGGCGUCGGUCAUAGCGCCUGAUCCCCUCGCGGUGACGAAAUACGGUGUCAGCAAGUACUGGGGCGUCACGUGGGAUAGAAAAGGAAGGGUCUGGCGGGCGCAGUAUACCGAUGGUGAUGGGAAAAGAAAGAGCGUAGGUCGUUAUGGGAACGAGGAGGAGGCGGCCUACGCCUAUAAUGAUGCGAUUCGCGAGGCGGGCUUGGAAGGCGUGCGCAAGGUGAAUCCGGUCGUCGACGGGAAACUGGCCCUGAAGCCCCCUCUCAGAGAUCCGACGGCGGCCCAACAGUCCAAGUACUGGGGCGUGACCUGGGCGCGCAAGCAGAGCAAGCAGUGGCGGGCGACUUAUAAUGAUGCGAACACCGUCAAGCGCCACAUCGGCUAUUUUGAUGAUCAGGAGGCCGCCGCGCUCGCGGUGAACAAGGCGAUAAUCGACGCGGGCCUUGCUGGUGUAAGGCGCAUGAACGAGAUCGACGCCGACGGCAUGCCCGUGCCCCGGCCGUGGGGUGGAGGAGAUUAAAUUUAGUGUUAGUGUGCACGGAGGGGGAAAACCCGGCCAAGUUGAACGGAGUGAAGCCUGCCCGGUUCCGUGCGGGUUGCAUAAAGGUCGCGCUG
Pelagomonas calceolata is the source of this 2594-nucleotide messenger RNA. The record is from the annotation of a GenBank genome assembly. Lineage: Eukaryota; Pelagophyceae; Pelagomonadales; Pelagomonadaceae.